Messenger RNA from Guillardia theta CCMP2712, 1329 nucleotides. RefSeq lists its product as hypothetical. Gene Ontology annotation, biological process: mitotic cell cycle; microtubule cytoskeleton organization. The record is from RefSeq and is a predicted model, not a curated record. Gene Ontology annotation, molecular function: structural constituent of cytoskeleton; GTP binding. NCBI's taxonomy places the organism in Eukaryota, Cryptophyceae, Pyrenomonadales, Geminigeraceae. The coding region runs from base 1 to 1329 and encodes 442 amino acids. The transcript has 14 exons. Gene Ontology annotation, cellular component: microtubule; cytoplasm.
AUGGGAGGCAGCCAUGUCACAGUGCAGAUCGGUCAAUGCGGCAAUCAGCUCGGCGAGCAAUUCUUUUCGGCUUUAGGGAGCGAGGAGCACGUGCGUGAAGGCUCCUUGAGGACGAGAGAAGCUGACAGGACAGGAAGAGAAGCAGAUGUCGAGCUGUGUUGGUGGACGCUGAGCCUCGGGUUGUAUCCGAGGAGCUGGUUGUAUCCUGAACUCGAUGAAGCGAUCGUCAAGUCUUGGAACAAAGUUGGUUCAAGCGGGUCGGCAAACAACUGGGCGUACGGCUACAAGCAGCAGGGUCUUGGACAUGAUGACAACUGUAAAGGUGGUGAAUUGAAGCAGGAGACGCGAUGGGAGAAUGAAGUUGAAAACUGCGACUGUCUGGACUCUUUCUUCUUCCUGCAGAGCUUGGCUGGUGGGACUGGAUCAGGGUUGGGCUCCUUGUGCUCCGAGCUGCUGAGAGACGAGUACCCAGCUCGCUUCCAACUGCAUGCAGGUCAGCCGAGGCUUGCGGCUGAUGACUCUGAGGGCCUCCCAGUCGUCUGGCCAUACAGCAGCGGCGACGUGGUGGUCCAGGCGUACAACUCGACUCUCUCACUGUCACAUCUCCUCGACUCCUCGGACGGCAUCCUCUGCUUGCAUAACGACGAGGCGCAUGACAUCUGCUCGAAGCUCCUCGGAGUUCCUCGGCCAUCCCUCAGUCACCUCAACCAGGUCUUGGCAGAUCAGCUCGCGUCGCUGUUUUUUCCUGUCCGCUCAAGGCUCGCGAAGACAGAGCCUGAGCGUGCAAUCAAGGUCCCGCGUCUCGCCCCCAUGCUCGAGCUCAUCAUCGCACAGAUGCAGCUAACGGGCUGGCACAUGGACGAAGGGCUGGACUGGAGCAUGUCGCCCUCCUCGGGAUCGUACAACAGAGCCAUCGCGGCCAUGUUGCUUCUGCGAGGAGAAGGAUGGCAGGAGGCAGAGACGAAGCGGUUCAAGGACUGUCUUCAUGCCGGUUGGAGUGAACGGGGUGACAAUCUGCAGGUGCUCGGCAGCCCCCAGCAGUUCAAGGGGCUCGAGCGCAGCAGCUGCAUCCUCGCAAACUGCCAGUCCCAGGCCAAGCUGCUGGAUAAGCUGCUCGAGCGGACCGCGGCGCUGCGAACAGCACGAGCGUUCCUGCACCAGUACGAGAGGUACGGGACGAGCGAGGAAGACGUGGACGAGGCGAUGGCGGGGCUAGAGCAGCAGAGCACGCAGUCAAACAGCUUGUACUGGUUCUGGCUCGCGUCCUGCAGGUUCCACACCAGCGGCGAGCUGUACUCCAGGGGCUGGUGGGCGUGUCAGGAGAAGUAG